AUGGUGGGGCUUUAUUCCGCGGUGACUCACUCGACGCUAUGGUGCCAUUAUAGCCGCAGACUGUUUUCAACUAUCAAACCACAGGUAGCAAACUACGAUUUAUUGGUCAUCGGCAGCGGCCCAUCUGCCACACAAUGUGCAAUCGAGUCUGCCAAGCAGGGCAAACGUGUAGCCAUCGUGGAUAAAAAGACACGGCUUGGUGGCGUGUGUGUCCACACUGGUACUAUUCCGUCUAAAACAUUUCGUGAGGCUGUGUUACAUCUGUCUGGAUAUCGUCACCAUGGAUUUUAUGGAAAAUCGUACAGUAUGAAGACUGUGACAAUUGAAGAUAUUCUGUAUCGUGUGCAACGUGUUGUAAGCUCGGAGGAAGAUGUAGUGCGCGCCCAAUUAAAGGCUGCUCGAGUGGAUGUCAUUCCAGGAUUUGCACGAUUUGAAAAUGAACAUGAAAUUUCCAUCCUACGAGAUGUAGAUACUCAGACGAAAAAGGAAAUUUCAGCCUCAAGCGUGGACUCGCUCUCACGUGCUAAAGCAGACAAAUUUCUCAUAGCGUGUGGUACAAGACCGGCGCAUAAUCCACUCAUACCGAUUGACGGAAAGGUUGUCAUCGAUAGCGACCAAAUUCUUAGUCGAGACAUGCACCUUUUGCCUCGUUCUCUUAUCGUCAUGGGUGCAGGUGUCAUCGGCAUGGAGUACGCAUCCAUGGUGAACGUUGUACCCGGCCACUCGGUCACUGUGGUAGACAGUCGACCUGAUAUUUUACCCUUCUGUGACCUCGAGAUUAUUAGCAACCUUACAUACGAAAUGCAAAGCAAUGGAGCGCGCUUUCUUCUUGGUGAAACUGUAAAGAAGGUUGAGACGACAAAAAAUCAAGUGAAAGUCUUUUUUAACAGUGGAAAAGUCCUAAGCGCCGAUGCUCUUCUGUACACGGUAGGACGUCAAGCAGCGACCGAUGGCUUGAAUCUGGAAGCGGUCGGGCUUUCUCGCAACCAUCGCGGCCUCAUUAACGUUAACAAGAACUAUCAGACCGAUCGGCCUCACAUCUACGCUGCCGGCGAUUGCAUUGGUGCUCCUGCACUUGCAUCCACAAGUAUGGAACAAGGCCGUCUAGCAUCAUGUCACAUGUGGAAACCGAAUGAAGAGCUGGCCGCAACAAGUCAAUUGGAAAGUGGUAAUUACCCGUACGGUAUCUACACAAUUCCUGAAAUCUCGAUGGUAGGGCAAACAGAGCAGCAACUCACGAAAAACUGCAUCAAUUAUGAGAUCGGAAUCGCAAAAUACUCUGAACUUGCAAAAGGUCAAAUGAUGGGGGCAAUGGCUGGGGGUACACUUAAGAUUUUGUUUGACCCUGAAACAUUAAGUUUACUUGGCGUGCACGCCAUUGGGGAGGGGGCCACGGAGACUAUUCACAUUGGACAGGUUGCAAUGGCUAUGGGCUGUUCUUUGACAUAUUUUCGCGACGCUGUAUUCAACUAUCCCACUCUAGCAGAAGCUUACCGCGUCGCUGCUCUUAAUGGAUUGGGCCGUCUCAGCCGUGACGCUGAAGAACACUGA
Molecule: messenger RNA, 1551 nt
Organism: Plasmopara halstedii
Lineage: Eukaryota; Oomycota; Peronosporomycetes; Peronosporales; Peronosporaceae
Product: pyridine nucleotide-disulphide
Exons: 4
Coding region: 1-1551 (516 amino acids)
Cellular component (GO): cytosol
Molecular function (GO): flavin adenine dinucleotide binding; dihydrolipoyl dehydrogenase (NADH) activity
Source: RefSeq, a predicted model, not a curated record